Messenger RNA from Nezara viridula (southern green stink bug), 2734 nucleotides. The record is from the annotation of a GenBank genome assembly. Lineage: Eukaryota; Metazoa; Arthropoda; Insecta; Hemiptera; Pentatomidae.
AUGAUCCGCUGGUGGGGGGCCCAUGGUGGGGAGGAGCUGGACCAGCGAUCGCCAGUCUGUGCCAAGAUGGGUGAUGGCAACAUGCUUAUGUGUCGGCAGUGGUGGCGGGUUUGCUGGGUCUACGGCGACCAAGAGAAGUACUACCGGGCCUUGUAUGGAAGGAAACGUACCGUCAACGGGACGCAGACGGCUGCCGUCCAGACUACAGCUGUACUCACCAUGACAACCCAUCAACUCUACCUCUCCAGGACAGAAGACUGGAGGAGUGGUAUGGCGGAAGGAGGAAAAGCACCCGUUGACCCACCAAGCAGACAUUCCGAUGAUGAUUCUGGUUGUGCUUUAGAAGAAUAUACCUGGGUUCCGCCAGGUUUAAGACCAGAUCAGGUUCACCUUUAUUUUUCUGGAUUAUCAGAGGAUAAAAUACCUUAUGUCAAUUCCCCUGGAGAAAGGUACCGAGUUAGACAACUUUUACAGCAGCUUCCUCCACAGGACAAUGAAGUAUGUUACUGUAAUAACUUAACUGAGGAAGAAAGAAAAGAGCUCAAAAUAUUUUCUGCUCAAAGAAAAAGAGAUGCAUUAGGAAGAGGAAGUGCAAAAUUGGUGAAUUCGCCAACUUCGUGUGCAUUGUGUCAAGAAUUGUUAUCAGCUGGAGAUAUGUGUGUGCAAGCCUCAAGAGCUGGUUCAAACAAAAGUUGGCACCCAUCAUGCUUUACUUGUACCGUUUGUAAUGAACUCCUUGUAGAUCUGAUUUAUUUCUAUGAAAAUGGAAAAUUAUAUUGUGGUAGACAUCAUGCAGAAACUUUAAAGCCUCGUUGUUCUGCUUGUGAUGAGAUUAUAUUAGCUGAUGAAUGUACUGAAGCAGAAGGAAGAGCAUGGCAUAUGAAACAUUUUUGUUGCUCAGAAUGUGAUAAACAGCUUGGAGGGCAAAGAUACAUAAUGCGUGAUGGCAGACCUUAUUGUCUGAGCUGUUUCGAUACUUUAUUUGCAGAGUUCUGUGAUUCCUGUGGUGAAGCUAUAAAGGUUGAUCAUGGCCAAAUGAGUCAUGAUGGGCAACAUUGGCAUGCUACAGACAAAUGUUUCUGUUGCCGUAUGUGCCGUUCUCCACUUCUAGGACGUCCUUUUCUUCCAAGAAGGGGUGCAAUAUUCUGCUCUAUUGCCUGCAGCAAAGGAGAACCACCCACUGAAGAUAAAGAUAACCAGAAGUUAAGAAAAUCAAAGACCACAAGUAGUAUAAUAUCUGAAUCUUCGAGUUCACCACCAUCUUCUAGAAAAAUAAACAAUACACAAAAUUCUAUCCUACCAAAACCGAAAGCAGAAAUAGGAAUUUCAGCUUUUUCGUUAACUGCACAAUCACAACAAAAACUCAAGAGUUAUGACUCAUUUUGUUCCUAUAACUCUCUUCGAGAAAAUGUACUUAACAGAUCUCCAAAAAUGGGGAAAAAAAUGAUUCAAGGCUCCAUUCAAAAGUUUUCUGAAAAUGCUUUAUCGAUUCCUGAAAACCAACAAGAUGUUCUUCCUCUCCCUUCGCCAUAUAGUUACAAUAUUUCAUCUAGUAGUAGCCAACCAUUUGAUCAAUUACUUCUGGAAAAAACAUUAGAGGAACUAAGAAGAAGAAAUGAAAAAGAAGAAAUAGAAUCUACUAAUUCAAAUGAAUCUGAAAUGGAUAAAAAUAAGUUAGAUGAAAACAAUUUGGAUCGAUUUUUCAUGGAUGCUAAUGACAUUUUGUUACCACAAGUUGAAAAUUUUUUUAAGAAAACAGGAGAGAGUAGUGAUGAAUGUAGUCAAAACCAUGAAUCUGUUGGGUUGAAAAUUCCUCUUGAAUGUAAUAGCAUAGAGAAAGUUAAUUUAAAACCUUUUAUGCAAAGAAUUCCUGCAGAGGACUACAAAAAAAAAGAAAAGAUCAUUGUUCAUAAAGAAGUAGAUGAACUACUUUCUAAAUGUAGUGGAAGGGACAGAGAAACACUACAUUUUGGUGAAGGAGCUUGUAGUUUGGAAACGUUAAGGUUGACUGCCAAAUCAGCUCCAGAUUCAAUAGUAAGGAGAAAACCUUUGCCUGAAUUACCUGGACCUUCAUCACCAAAGAAAAAUCUUAGUGUUAGAUUUCGUUGUGUGAAUCCACAAGUAGAACAUAAUAAACCAAGUUGUAGUUAUAAAACAACUAAUUAUGAUUCAGACAGUUCAUGUUCAACUUGUUCAACAAGUUCUAGUGAUGAUACUAAUGCCUAUAAGCUUCCUCCUCGAAGAGCUUAUGGUGGUGUUAGAAUAUCUUAUGUUCCUAAUGAUGCUGUGGCGUGUGCUAAAAGACAACAAGGGAAUCAGAGUUCACUUAAGAAAACUGAUGAUAAAAAUUGUGUUAUUUCAUGAUAUUUUAGAACUAUUGAUCUAAUUUGUAUAUAGGAAUACUUGUACAUUGAAAUGUUGACUAGUGAUAAAUUGAACAUAUUGUAAUGAAGAAUAAUAUAAAUAUCUUUUUCUGUAAAUUAAAAUUCCAUGAAUAUCCCUGAAACUAUAUUGUUAAUAAAACAAAAGUGAUAAAUUCUGGAGUGUAAGAUUUUUAUCAUAUUGAUAAUCUAGUUCAGUAUUGAAUGUAAAAAUGUAUUAUUUUUUUUUUAGUCUUUUAAUUUUUAUUUGACAGUAAUAUUUAAUUACUGGUAGUUUCAAAAUUAAAGGACUAAUUUAUUUAUUCAAUGUAAAAUAUUAUUUUGCAAAAAUAUAUUUUUAUUUUCUUUGUGAA